AUGGACUUUCCAGCAGAAUCACAUGAAUCAUUAUUAACAUCACAAUGGUUUGAUUAUACGCCAGAAAUGAAUGCAAUUAUAAAUGCAUUUCAUCAACGUAUAUUUAAUUUAGAAAUUCCAUUGCAUAGAAAUAGUAAAGUAUUGAAUCAUUCACAGACAAAAAUAAAAGAUAAUUUAUCGGAUCAAACAACAUUAGCCAAUAACAAUUUACUUAAUAGUUCGCUUCACACAGAUAAUAUACAAAUAUCAUCAUCUGAAAUACCCGUAUUAUUUCCGUUACAUCUUACUCCAAAUCAAAUGAAAAUACGUGCAUAUGAAUAUGCAAUUAUUUUUGAGGAUGCAUUUGAUCAACUAAAUAUUAUUCAUAAUGCAUUAUCUAUAACCAGUUUUAAUCGAAAUAAUAAUCAAUUUCAAUUAGAUAAUAUCAAUUCAUCUCAUAUUUCUGAUUGUUCAUCAUUUGCAUUAAAUCUAUUGAGUACGAUUGAAUAUGAUAAAUUUCAUUAUGAAAUCGAAUAUUUUUUUCAUAUUCUUAUGUUAUUAUUUCGUACUUUACUUCUUGAAUUUCAAAUAAAUUUUCAAACUUCUAUUACUAAUAUUUAUGAUCAACUACCUUCUCGACAAUUAAUUGAAUUAAAUAAUCGUAUAAAAAUUUCUCAAGAUAAAAUUCGAAAUUUAUUAUUUAUUAAAAAACAUUUUCAAACGGAAAAAUCUCAACAAUUAAAUAGAAUUAAUUCUAAUAAAUCACAAUUAAAUGAUCAUUUAAUGGAAGAAAAAUAUCGUUCAAAAAUUGCAUUACGCUAUUCUAAUGAUUGGAAACAAAAUCAUAUUUUACAAUGGAUACAAAUGUUAUCUUAUAUUGAAGAAAAUUCUCAAAAAACUAUUGAUCAAUAUGAGACAAUUCUUAAACAAACAGAAAUAUCUCAUAAAGAAACAAUUCAUAUUUUAUUUAAACAAAAUAAUGAAAUGAAACAAAAUGUUAAUAAAUGGUAUGAAUAUUAUCAAAAUGAAACAUAUCGUUUUGAACGAGAAUUAAUUCAUUUUCGAAAUGAAUUCAAUCAAAUAAAACGGCAAAGACAAGAUAUGUAUGAAGAAUAUGAAAGAAUGAAAAUUAUUGUUGAUGAAUAUAAUCAAAUGAAAAUCAAUGAGAAAUUAUUUUUAGAAAAAGAAAAAGAAAAAGAAGAAGCUAUAAAACGUAUUCAAGCUUGGUGGAGAGGAACUAUGAUUCGACAUAUAAAACAAAAACGACGAAAGAAAAAGAAGAGUUAA
This is a messenger RNA of Adineta steineri, 1266 nucleotides long. NCBI's taxonomy places the organism in Eukaryota, Metazoa, Rotifera, Eurotatoria, Adinetida, Adinetidae. The record is from the annotation of a GenBank genome assembly.